GCCUGAGCUGUGAAGGUCUGACUUUACUACGGCUGGAUCUGUUUUAUAAACCUGUUGAUGAACUACAGCCAGCAGCACAAAGAUCUGUUUGUUGAUGAAUCCCUGGAAACACAAGCAGUGACAAAGGAAAACUGAAGAACAAAGUAAAAGCAGCCAUGAAGGUCCAGAAUGGAUGGAGCUGCUCUCUGUUCUUUCUGCUCUACAUGACACACGUCACCUGGACACAGAGGUUUGAUGUCAUUGGACCUCCUACUGACAUUUUUGCUCUUCUUGGUGAAGAUGUCACCCUACCUGCCACACUCUCACCACCUCUCAAUGUUCAGGGGUUUGAGGUGAGGUGGGUUAGAAAUGACUUCUACUCUGUGAUACUUUUAUAUCAGAACUUCCAAAUUAGAAAUGAGUAUCAGAUGCAGAUCUAUAAGGGGAGGACUGCACUUUUCCCAGAAGAACUUGUGAGUGGAAACGUGUCUCUGAGACUCCAGGAUGUCCGUGUCUCUGAUGGUGGUCUCUACAGAUGUUUAGUGGCCUCUGGACAAUGGAAUGAGGAGACUCACCUCACUCUGAAUAUUGAAGUCGUGGGCACUCAGCCCUCCAUUUCCAUCAGCACUACAGAAGACAAGCAGACCAGACUGGAGUGCAGCUCUGAGAAGUGGAGCUCUCGACCUGAAGUCACCUGGAGAGACAUGAACGGCGUAGAUGUGACGUCACAGUCUAUCUUAACAGUACAACGGGACGAUGAGGGUCUCCUCAGGGUCAGCAGCGUCAUCCCCAUCGAGUGGGAGUUCAACGUGUUCUCCUGUCUGAUGAGAAGUAAUACAACCAGACCAGCCCAUCAGUCCAAAAUGGGGGUCUAUGUUUUCUCCCCAAACGUCUCUGGCUGGUCGGUGGUUUUCUGGUUAUUGAUGGCUCUUUGUGUCACAGCAACUGUGCUGCUCAUAUUGAAAUGGCGAAGAAUGAGAGAUAAAAAAGCAACAUACAAGACCAAAGCAGUUGACAUUCUCCCUGUCUGGAACUUGCGCAAGGAAAUCGAGAUGGCACAACAUCCAGCUUUGACUCUGAAGUUUUAUAAAGUUAUUAAUGAAUUCUCACAUGAAGAUCUUCUCAAGAUCACAGAGAACUACAAGCUCCAGCUGGCCUACGUGAUGAACUUCGACAUCAGCAGCGUCCUGCAGCUCGUGGUCAACAAGCGCAUCAUCACCAAUGAUGAGGCAAAGGUGGUCAAAGUCAAAGCAGAGUCUGAGGGGACACCAGGUGUGGAGUCCUUCAUCGGUGAGGUAAUGAACAAGGAAAAAGCAGUGCUGGUGAGCCUGUGGGAGGCAUUGGCUGAAGAAUCUGUGAGAUAUCCAUCACCAAAUGUAAAAGGAAUCCUGGAUGAGGUGACUGAGUGGGGACCGGACUUCUUGAAGGAGAUCCAGACCAGCGCCCAGUCACCUCCACUUGAGCCUCAUAUUAAAGACCUCCAUGAGACACACAGACUCACUGUGUCUGAAUCCACAAGACCUCUGAAUGAUCAGCAUCCAUCUGGAGAUCCACUCACUAGCGUGGUGGGCCUUGAGACUCAAUACACAGAGCUGAUGGUCAUCAAACAGGACAUUAAAGAUGAACUGGCGAAGGCUGGGAAGACUCAAGAAAGACUUGAGGAAGAGGGAGCAACAAAGAACUGUGAGCGAGUCUGGGCUGAGCAGCUGUUUAAGAGAAGACCUCAAAAUAAAACACCCCCCAAAAUCAUAGUGGUCAAUGGGGUGGCGGGCAUUGGGAAGACCACUUUGGUCCAGAAAAUGAUGUCUGACUGGGCUAGAUGCACUCAGUACCAAAGGUUUGCGUUUGUCUUCCUAUUUAAAUUCAGGGAGCUCAACCUACUGGACAAUGAGUCACAAAUGUCUCUGACUGCAAUGGUUGAAAGGCGCUAUAAACAUCUCACUCAUGACAAACUAAUCGAAAUCCUGAAGAAACCUGAAUCUCUGCUCUUCAUACUCGAUGGACUGGAGAAAUACAAACACAAACUGGACUUUACACACAGUCAGCUCUGCUCAGACCCAGAUGACGAGGUGCCUGUCCACAUCCUGGUCACCAGUCUGGUCAGUCAGACAUUACUGGAGGGCUGCUCAGUCCUGAUAACAAGCAGACCACCAGCUCUGGGGUCUCUGGACAUGGAGAGAGUUGAUGGGUUUGUAGAAGUUGUAGGAUUCUUCCCUGAACAAAGACUAAUGUACUUUAAGAAGUUCUUUGGUGACGCUGAUGUGGGCACCAAGGCUUUUCAGUGCAUGGAGAGUAACACCAUCUUAUACUCCAUGUGCGUCAGCCCCUCGUACUGCUGGAUUAUCUGCUCUGCACUGAAGAGCCACCUCAUGACACCUGAAGAUGUGCGAGGAGCUGCCCCCAGAACUGUCACUGAGACCUUUGUGAUGUUCCUUCACAACAUCCUGACCAAUUACAAGCAAGAAGAUGAGGACCAAAGGAGGAUUCUGAUCAGUCUGGGAAAGAUGGCUUAUUAUGGGGUGGACAGCAGGACUCAUGUGUUUAAUGAGAAGCAAGAGAUGUCCACCUUUGGUCUGCAGCCAGUCCUGUCCUCUUCGUUCCUCUCUGGCUUUCUGCACAGACAAAACAGUCAGGAGCACACGACUUACACCUUCUACCAGUUCACCCUGCAGGAGUUCAUGGCCGCCUUCUCCUUCUACCUCGAUCCAUCAGUGGGUGUUGAGAAGCUGCUGAAGAAGCGAGACUCGUGUAAAGGGGGCCGAUUUGAGAUUGUCACUCAAUUCCUGGCAGGACUGGCUUGGUGUCCUGUGCUUAAAAGAGUGGAGGGAAUCCUGGGGGAGUUUGAAGGGACGACCACACAACGGAUACAGGAAUGGGUGAAGCAGAAAGCUAAACAGGCACUACGAGGAGGAGAUAAAAGUGAAACUCUUCGAGUUUGUCACUGGCUCUAUGAGACUCAGAAUGAGGAGGUGAUCAGAGAUGCCAUUGGGGAGAACUUAAACAUGAGCUUUAACAGUAUGACUCUAUCUGCUCUGGACUGUGCUGUGCUGGCCUCUGUCAUCAGCUGCUGUGGAGAACUUAAAGAACUUAACCUGUCAUUCACACCUCUGACCCCCGAGUGUAUCAGGAGACUGGCAGAGGGGCUCAGCUGCUGCAGUGAUGUCCGGCUCAGGUCUUGUGGUCUCACCUCGGCCUGCUGCUCAGCUCUCUCCUCGGUCCUCUCGUCUCCAAACUCAUGGCUGACAUAUCUGAGUCUGAGCAACAAUAACCUGGGAGAUUCAGGGGCUCGUCAGCUGAGUGAGGGGCUCAGGAGUGACAACUGUAAAUUAGAGACACUGUGGCUGCAGUACAACGGGAUCAGUGAGAGUGAGAAGAGGAACCUGACGUCACUACAGGAGAAGCUGAGGAGGCCUGGACGGAGGCUCAAUAUCUACACAUGAGAAGACCAGCAGUGGUGAUCAGACUGACCCCCCUGUCAGUGACAGAGCCCCCCGUCCACUCUCCCUAAAUUCUCCUCUUUCUUCUUUUUCUUCUCCUCUCUCCUCUGCUCCUCAUUUAAUAAACUCUCAAUGUCCCCUCA
Messenger RNA from Polypterus senegalus (gray bichir), 3559 nucleotides. Its product is annotated as NACHT, LRR and PYD domains-containing protein 3-like. NCBI's taxonomy places the organism in Eukaryota, Metazoa, Chordata, Cladistia, Polypteriformes, Polypteridae. Gene Ontology annotation, molecular function: protein binding. Gene Ontology annotation, cellular component: cytoplasm. The transcript is spliced from 14 exons. The record is from RefSeq and is a predicted model, not a curated record. Bases 156 to 3419 code for a protein of 1087 amino acids.